UUUUAAUUUAAUAAAAAUUGCUAAUUGGUGCUUUGUUAAUGGAACAAUCUGAACUAUAUACAAAAUUACAGCUACUUGUGCUAUACGCCUAAGCAAUGAAAUAGAAUUUUCGGUGGAUAUAAUUUUUUUACCUUCUACAUGCUCACAUAUGCGAAACAUCGUAGGUAACUUGUGGCUUGUAACAUGUUACCGCAAGAUUGUUCCUCCAUGUGUGACUGCUUUAAGAAAUGCUCGAUUGGGUUUUACUGCAAAUAAAAUAUUAAAAAUGAUAAAGCAAAACGAUAAUCGAAACAUUCGAGUUUUGCAAUUUUUAGAAGCAUAUGAAAAGCAGGAAAGUCUUUGGAAUCCAGCUUUGAAAAGUUAUAAGGAUAAAGCAGCUCGUGAUGAAGCGUAUAUGCGCAUAAUAAAGGAAUUAAAUGUUCCGACUUUAACAGUGCAUGACGUGAGAUUAAAAGUUAAAAGUAUCCGAACAACAUAUACGAAAGAAUUGCGGUUGCUUACUAAACAUAAAAAAGAAGGGACGCUAUACAACCCAAAAUUGUUUUGGUUUCAUCGCGCUAAUUGCUUCCUUAAGAAUGUGUCUUUGCCAAGAGGGAAAAGUCAGUUUCGUCAAGUAAAAUCAAACGAGUGCAAAGCAAAACCAGAUGAAGUAGAUAUACAACGUGAUACUUUACUUGAUAUUUCGGAAAAUAUUUCGAAUUUGGAUGAUGAAGCGAGGGAAAAUGAUAUUGAAUCAUACAGCUGUAAAAAAUUAGACAAUUCGCAGUUGGAGGCUCAUAUGAAUGAAAUUGAUGCAAGCAUUGGAAAUAUUGAAGUUUCUUGUGCCAAAUAUCAAUCAUUUAAUCAGCAAUCUGAAGACGAGUUUAAACAACAUUCUGCUGAAACGAUGGUGAUUAAUACGAAAGUAACCAGAACAAAUUCGAAUGAGCCAAGCUCAAAUUCAAGUGUUAUAGAUGCUUCGCAUUCCAAUUCUAUUAAUAAUAUCAGUAUAUUAGAUGAGUAUGAAAUAUUUUGCCAAAGCGUCGCAGUACAGUUACGCUCUAUUUCAGACAAUUAUUCUCGGUCGGUUGCUAAACUGAAAAUUCAGCAGAUUCUAUUCGAAGCUGAAACAGGUCAUUAUCGACAUAAUCCAUGUAUAACAAUACCAGUUGGUCAAGAUAUAAAUAAUGUUCCAGGGGAAAACUUGCUAUAAUUUCCUCUAACAUUCCACAUGUGUAAGAAUGAUAAGCAUUUACGAAAGAAUAGAUAGAGAUAACUACAUAUUAAAAAUUGUGAAUGUAUCAGAUUAAUAUGUUUUAAAUACUGAUGGCAACAAAAUGUAAGUAUCAUGUAAUGCCUAUUAUGAUGGUCAUUUGACAUGAUAAAUAUCUGUUUCCAACAUAAAUAAAUAACAUGAGGAUGAGAGUAAGAAAGAAUUUACUUUAAACUUUUGCCACAUUUGUCAAAAUAAUGUUGCUCAGUAAUGAAUGCUAUUUUAUGUGCCCUUUAGAAUCAAAUAUGUAAAUUUUAAAUAUAAGUGCAAACAUUACUUAAUAAAAGUAGCAACAGUACCAAA
Teleopsis dalmanni is the source of this 1555-nucleotide messenger RNA. RefSeq lists its product as uncharacterized. The record is from RefSeq and is a predicted model, not a curated record. The transcript is spliced from 3 exons. Lineage: Eukaryota; Metazoa; Arthropoda; Insecta; Diptera; Diopsidae. Bases 149 to 1192 code for a protein of 347 amino acids.